Molecule: messenger RNA, 5390 nt
Organism: Andrographis paniculata
Lineage: Eukaryota; Viridiplantae; Streptophyta; Magnoliopsida; Lamiales; Acanthaceae
Product: cysteine-tryptophan domain-containing zinc finger protein 3-like
Exons: 11
Coding region: 449-4915 (1488 amino acids)
Molecular function (GO): zinc ion binding
Source: RefSeq, a predicted model, not a curated record
GGGGACCCAAGGGCUCUCCUUCUUCCGCUUUUCGUAUGGAGUCUGUCUGAAUCAGAUACACAUCAAAGAACAGAGCUGAGCAGAAUCGGUUGGAUUGCUGCUAUGUGGUUCGGGUUUGGAUGGUCUUGAAUUGCAAUCUCUUAUUACUCUCGUUGGUUGUACGAAUUAAUGCGAUUCAGGUCUGCUGCGGGUGGGGUGGUGAUCAAGUUUGGAAAUUAGGGCUUCCAAAUUCUUGGCGGAUUGGAUGGAAUUGGGGGAGUUAUUAAGUGGAUUCUCGUGGUGUUUGGGCGUGUUCUAUUGCGUUAAAGUCGGAUUGUUGGAUUGGAGAGUGGUGUAUUCAUUUCACGAGAGGGAGCUGGUUAGGGUUUGAGGGGAAUUUAAGGAUUUAGAGGGAAGUUUAGGGUUAGCAGUAAGGAUUUUGAUCUAGGGGUUAAUCAGUGGGUUAAGGAUGAUGAUGCAUGAAUUUGAGCUUGAGGAAGGAGAGGCUUUUUGCAAGGAUGAUACUACUGUUAAUCCUGAUAUAGCCCUCUCUUACAUUGAAGAGAAGGUUCAAAGUCUGUUGGGGCAUCAUCAAAAAGAUUUUGAAGGAGGGAUGUCUGCAGAAAAUUUGGGGCCAAAGUAUGGUGGAUAUGGCUCAUUUUUACCCAUGCAACGGUGGUCUCCUUCAAUUUUGUUGCCGCAGCCUAAAUCUCCUAAAAAAGUGCAAACUCCCCAUUUACCCAGAUCUCCAAACCACAUCUCUCCAGAGUGUGCCUCGACGCAGGGCCAUGCCCGUAAUGCUGACGUGGUCUCUGAUGCUCCUACUCAACAGAAUGACUCUCCUUCCCCCAGUAUAAGCGUACCGCAGAACAUGAGAAGCUCCUUGGAUAAUGCCUCGGUUAGACUCAAACAGAAGGCGAUCUUAUUCUCCGAUAAAGUUACUGAGGCCCUUCCUGGGAAGGACAAACUUCCUAUAAGUAAUUCUUGUAAUCCGUCUGACCAGAAAACACUUAAAGUUCGCAUCAAAGUGGGAACAGACCGGGUGGCUCAAUAUAAUGCUGAAAUAUAUAAUCUGGGGCUCACAUCACCAUCUUCCUCGGAGGGAGACAGUCAAGAUGAAAGUGAUGACUUGAUGCUUGAUUCCCAUGAGAUUCCCAAUGAAUCUACUGAAAUUCUUCAGAUUAUGACUUCACCCCUGGUUGGUGGUGGCUUGCUGCUUUCACCUCUCAACGAAGAUCUGAUUAACUUACACAGAGAAACUGAAUGUUUGGUAGAGAGUGCACAUAAGCCUGCCGCCAAUGGUUUUGGUAUCUCUGCUAAGAGUUCACAUGGUGGUGUUCUUGCGGGAAAGGAGAAGGAAGUUAUUGAAAGAAAGAAAGCAAUGAAGUCAAAUAAUGGUUUCGCAAUGAAUCUUAAUGAGAAUAAGCUGAAAACUUUUGGUGGCGAUGAUCUUGAGCACCUACAUCCAUUCCUUGACUCUCCUGGCAUUGUUAGGGAAUCUGAGAAAGAUGUCCGACUGAAAAAUAGGAAGGGGAAUAAAGAUAAAGUGAAAGGAAGAGCAGUUUCAGGUGAUUUGGUCAAGGAAACUUCUUUGGAACAUGCUUCGGACCACAGUUGUGCUAAGUCUGAGAUGCCAGAAUUGAGAUAUGGUUCUAUGGAUAAGGUUUGGAAACAUGGAGCAAAAUCUUGUAAGGAUGGUUCAGUUGAUUUUGGGCAGUGCAGCAGGACACCGGGCAACAGAAAUCGUGCUUCAUCCAUUGCCCUUUCAGAUAAUUCUGAAGGGGAAUGGGUCAGAGGAACCACCAAUGGCUCAAGUUUGAAAGUUGGUCUGAAUUCAACGUCUCAUAAAAGUAAUGGACUUGGAAAACCAAGGUUGUCAUUAGAUGGUAAAAACAAGUUGAAAGGAAGUCAAACUAGUGGAAAGUCAGCUCUAAAAGCUGAGAGUUUGAGGAAUGAUGAUUGUGACAUACCUCAAAACAAUUGCAGUGGGAAGAAGGAUGGUCAUAAUCUUCAGUUCAGCCAAAAAGAUACGGUUCAGAAAAGGUUAAAUCAUAUGGAUAACCCAAAGAACUCAGUGGAGAAGCCGUCUUCCAGUAGCAGGCCAAAAAACUCUUCACUUGGUUCUGCUAAGGCUAAGGCGACGUCUGGUAAUCAUAUGAAGGCAAGAUCAAGUAGUGAGAAAUAUGUUGACAAGGCGACAACAGCUGUGCAGCCUGUGGAUCCUCCAGUUGCAGCAAUCGAUGCUACAGGGGUGGAACCUGUGAUCAUAGAGGAUAACUGGGUCGGAUGUGAUGUUUGUCAGAAGUGGCGCCUUCUGCCUUAUGGCGUACAGUCCAACCAACUGCCUGAUAAAUGGGUUUGCAGCAUGCUCGAUUGGCUUCCAGGAAUGAAUAGUUGUGAAAUAAGCGAAGAUGAGACCACGAAGGCUGUUCAGGAUUUAUAUCUAGUUCCAGUUCCUGUUCCCAACAAUCAACCCGAUUUUCAAACACAUGUCGAUGGAGCAUUGACUGGAGUAAUUUCAGCCGGUGUGCAUAGUUUCAACCAGAACGCUCCUGUUUAUGAUCAACUGAAGAAGCCGAAACUGAAAGAAAAACAGAAUGCAACAAGCGCAGGUGAUCCUGGCCAUUCUAAAGCUAAAAAGCACUUGCAGCAGAUGGCCAUGAAAGAUGAGUUGCAAAAGAAGGUGAAGCAAUCUCUUGACGGAGUCAACACAACAAACAAAUCAGAUAUGCUGCAGCAUCCAAAUAAAAACGUAUCAAAAUCAAAUAAACGAAAAUCUGAGCAUGUGUUUGAAGAUGGUGUGAAUCCUCGAAAGAAAAUCAAGGAAACUCCUGCUCAGCAGACAGAAGGGAAGGUGAAUAAGAUCAAAUCUAAGCAGUCAGCCAUGGAAAACAUAGCUCAUAAUGGCCAGGAUCUGUUGUCAGAUUUACCUAAAAAGAUAGCUAAGAAGGAUGGGAUGAAUAGAACCACACAAAAAGAUGGACGAUCUGCUGGAGUGAGCGAUUUUGAAAGUUAUGGGAAGAAAGAAAAGGAUCAGAUGCAACAUUUGCCCGGUAACGCUCCCAUAGAUUCAAAACCCUUCAACUGUUCAGAAGUAUCCACAGAAAGGAUCAAAUUAAAGGACUCUCUGGAUAAUAAUCAGCGUCAAGGGGAGGUAUGGCAGAACAAUGGAAACCUCCAAGAUGGAAAAGCUUCAAUCAAAGAGGACAGCAAUGGCAGCUAUUUGCACAAAAGUAAGAAAGCCCGAGUUUGUAAGGUGGAAGACGGCUUCAAAGUAAAUCAGGGUGAUGAUAUAUCCAAAAGAAAAAGUUCGGAACCCAGGAUUUGUUUAUCAGGGAGUAAAGAAGGCCCUAUUAAUAUGGAUGUUGGGAAAGAAGAGAGGAUGAAUGAACAAAGAAGGAAGAAGCGGCUCUCUGUCGAAGAUCUUGAUAAAUUGAAAAAGGAUUUGGGGUGGGAACAGGUGUCAACAACUGCAACUUCAAGCUCCUCUAAGGUCUCUGAUUCCCGUAAAAACAGAAAUGGUUACAUGGGGGUAAGAGUGUCGCCCCAGGAGUCAGUUUCUUCUUCCCCUGUGAGGAUUCAGUAUAUGAAUGAGGCUGUGCAUAUAGAUAAAGUGGGAAAAGCCGAUUCGAGGACCAAUAAUGUUUCUACAGAAGCUAAUUCGAAGAAAUUUACAAGCACAGAUGAUAACUAUAAUGCAUCUAAACGAGAAGUUUCAAGCAACAAAAGGCACGCCUUCUCAGAAGGUUCUAGCAUCAAAUCAGCUAAGCAUGACACAAAUGGUGGCAAGAAGGAGCUUGGAAAAUCGAGUGAUAUUAAAAAGAAGAACCAGUCUGCGAAGAGAGAGCAUGAUAAGAAUGACACCCAUCCUUGCCGAGCCAGUGUCACUCAGGAAAACCUUACAGAGGUUUUUCCAAGAAGUUCAACUGAUCAAACCUCUAGAAAGUUGUGGGUCAACUCAAGUCAAGGAGACAACCAAGGUGUGUUAGGUCCUAGCAAACAUGGAUCAAGAGCAUCGAGACCCUCGAAAAGUUCGAUUGGUGCAUCAUUAGUUGAUCAGACAUCAAAGGCUUCAAAAGAGACUGCAACUCAGAACGGUACUGGAAACUGCGGCAAUAAUGAGGCUGAACAAUCUAUGGUUCUUGAUGCAAACCAUGGAAAUAAGAAUACCGGAAAUAUGUGUACUGCCUUGAAAGAAGCUGAAGAUGCUUGGAAAGAAGCUGAAAAACUUAGGACGCAUGCCGAUUUAAUUAAGAAUACUGGGUUUAGUUCUGAAAGUAACUAUGAAUACUUCAAGGCUGCCUUGAAGUUUCUUCACGGCGCUUCUCUUUUGGAAACGUGCAAUGGGGAAAGUAUCAAACAUCCAGUGAUGAGUCCGAUUCAAAUGUAUGGUAAUGCCGCCAAGAUUUUCAGGAACUGUGCCUCCGAAUACGAAAAAGGUUGUGAAAUGGCUGCAGCCACUUUGGCGUACAAAUGUGUGGAGAUAGCUUACAUGAGGGUAGUUUACUGCAAAAGUUCAACUACUAAUCGAGUUUGGCGUGAUUUACAAUCAAAUCUGCUUACACUUCCACAAGGUGAUUCUCCGUCAUCUUCAGCAUCUGAUGUAGAUAACUUAAACAACUUGGCAGCGGCUGAGAAGGGCAGUUUGGCAAAAAUCGGUGGUUCUCAAACUGGUAAUCAUAUUAUACCAGCUCGCAACCGCCCCAACGUUGUUCGGCUGCUCGACUUUACUAAGGAUGUAAAUUCUGCGAUGGAGGCAGCGAAAAAGUUGCAAGAGACACUCUCGGCGGCUAUGGUAGAAGUAGAAGAGUCACAGAACACUGAGGCAAUAAUCGCCCUUAAAAGGGUCGUAGAAUUCAGUUUCCAAAAUGUGAAAGAACUCGUGGGCAUGGUGUUGAAUGCAUUUAACAUAAUCAACCAAGGCAAUAGAGGUUAGUGAGGUUGUGAUGAAUCUAUCUUCUUCUUCGUACGGGGAUCGUCAUCGUCUUCUCGCCAUUCUUUUUGAAGACAUUAGAUCUUCAACUCCUCCUUAUAUAACAAUAAGGGCGCAUGUAUAUAUGCAGAAAAGUUUCAGACACACUUUGCCUAUGUCUAGAUGGGAAUCAUGCAAGAGAAAGAAAGAAAGAAAUGGUUCCUUUACAUGUUUUAUAUGAAGGGCUCAGUUUUGACACUCAUAUAUAUAUUAACUUCUUACUGAUGAGGGACAGUGUCUAGUAUAUUGUUAUUAUUAUUAUUAUUAUUGUUCCCUCUUCUAUCUAUGGCUUUUGUUGUACAGUGGGGGAUGUGAGUUUUAGAGGGGAGCAAUUUAUGCCCCCUAAAAAAUUGUAUAUUUUAUUAAGAUGAUCCACAUUUUGAUUGAUUUUUGUCCUCAAAUGUUCCUUGAGCUAUAUAUAUUGGAAAUGUAAUCCAUG